AAGAACUUUUACAUCAACGACGACAUAUAUAGAUCAAUUCCACGCCGACUUCACUUCUUCACUUUAUAAACCAAUUAUCUACCCUCAUAUACGCUUCUCCGGUUCUUUAUCGCUGCCCAGCGACGCGGCGUGUUGUGAAAACUGCUAGUGGCUGUCUAUCUACCGUGCGGGGUCGUCAUCACGGAACCACGGCUAUGCACAAUGAACAGCUCCCUUUUUAAAUAUUCGUCCUCUGCUGCUCUGAGCGUAGCUAGAAAGUCAAAGUUUCAGCGAUCUACACUGCCAGUUCUCCAGACGAGACACGCUUCCACAAUGAAUAACCAUAAUGUCCCAAAGCUAUCCGACCCGUCGUUGCUUAAGCUCGAUGUUAACUUCGUCAACGGCGAGUGGGUGAAGGCGAAAUCAGGCAAGACCUUUGACGUCUAUGACCCAACAAACAGCAAAGUCAUCGGCACCGCCCCCGAUAUGGACAGCGCUGACACCGAGCUCGCCAUAGCAGCCGCCGCGACUGCCUUCAAGUCCUUCAAGACCUGGACAGGCCGCGAGCGCUCCAAGGUGCUCCGCAAGUGGUACGACCUGAUGGUCGAGAACCAAGAGGAUAUCGCAACUCUUAUUACGUGGGAGAAUGGAAAGCCGCUCGCAGACGCAAGGGGCGAGGCGGCCUACGCUGCCAACUUCUUUGAGUGGUUCAGUGAGGAGGCGCCGCGCAUCUACGGCGACACCAUCCCGGCCAGUGUGCCAGGGAACAGGGUCGUGACGUUCAAGGAGCCGGUUGGCGUGUGUGGACUGAUUACACCAUGGAACUUCCCCGCCGCCAUGAUCACUCGUAAAGUCGGCCCCGCCCUCGCCGCCGGUUGCACCGUCGUCUGCAAAGCCCCCAGCGAGACACCCUUCACAUCCCUCGCUCUCGCCGAGCUCGCCCAACGCGCCGGCGUUCCCAAGGGAGUCGUUAACGUCAUCACCGCCGCCACCAACACACCCGCGGUCGGCAAGACCAUCUGUACCUCCCCCACCAUCAAGAAGGUCUCCUUCACCGGCUCCACGGGCGUCGGCAAGACUCUCAUGUCCCAGUCCUCCUCCACUCUUAAGAAGCUCUCUUUCGAGCUGGGCGGCAACUCCCCCUUCAUCGUCUUCGACGACGCCGACCUCACCUCCGCCGUCGCUGGGGCCAUCACCUCUAAGUUCCGCUCCUCGGGCCAGACCUGCGUCUGCGCCAACCGCAUCUACGUGCAGGCCGGCAUCUACGACGCCUUCACAUCCGCCUUCGUCGACGCGGUGGCCAAGUUCCAGCUCGGCAGCGGCUUCGAGAAGGGCGUCACGCACGGCCCUGUGAUUAACGCGAAGGCGGUCGCGAAGGUGGACGAGCACGUGCAGGAUGCGAUUAGCAAGGGCGCGAAGCUACUGGCGGGUGGGCAGAAGCUGCCUGAGCUCGGGGCGAACUUUUAUGCGCCGACGAUCCUGGGGGGGAUGAAUGCGGAGAUGAAGUUGGCGAAUGAGGAGACGUUUGGGCCGGUGGCGGGGUUGUUCAAGUUUGAGACUGAGGAGGAGGUUAUUAAGUUGGCCAAUGCGUCGGAUGUGGGGUUGGCGGGGUACUUUUACUCGCAGGAUAUUCAGAGGGUUGCAAGGGUGGCGGAGGCCAUGGAGGUUGGAAUGAUUGGCGUGAAUACGGGACUUAUCAGUGAUCCAGCGGCGCCGUUUGGAGGGAUGAAGGAGAGCGGGUUUGGAAGGGAGGGGUCGAAGUAUGGUGUUGGGGAGUAUAUGGUUACGAAGAUGGUGACGUAUGGUGGUAACAGCGGGCCGAUUAAGGCUUGAAGGAGAGAAACGGGGGAUUAAAGAAUGAAAAGGUAGAUUAUAUCGAAAUGAGAAUUGUAUCUUGUAAAUAAAAUAGUUUUCGAUUCCCAUAAGUGACUACUAC
Molecule: messenger RNA, 1915 nt
Organism: Pseudogymnoascus verrucosus
Lineage: Eukaryota; Fungi; Ascomycota; Leotiomycetes; Thelebolales; Thelebolaceae
Gene: UGA2
Product: succinate semialdehyde dehydrogenase NADP+ linked
Exons: 4
Coding region: 202-1812 (536 amino acids)
Biological process (GO): GABA catabolic process
Molecular function (GO): succinate-semialdehyde dehydrogenase (NAD+) activity
Source: RefSeq, a predicted model, not a curated record